Messenger RNA from Lucilia sericata (common green bottle fly), 9006 nucleotides. RefSeq names its product leucine-rich repeat serine/threonine-protein kinase 1 (gene Lrrk). NCBI's taxonomy places the organism in Eukaryota, Metazoa, Arthropoda, Insecta, Diptera, Calliphoridae. The transcript has 16 exons. Bases 211 to 7572 code for a protein of 2453 amino acids. Gene Ontology annotation, biological process: protein phosphorylation. The record is from RefSeq and is a predicted model, not a curated record. Gene Ontology annotation, molecular function: protein kinase activity; ATP binding; protein binding.
UAAUAUUUGUCGGCGCAGGGCUCUGAUUUGAGAUGCAAAAUUUUGUUGACUAUCCGCAGAAAAAGUGAUGAAAAACGUAGAAAGAAAUUAAAUUAAUUGGCAAAAUAUGCAUUAUUUGAUGCUUGUAAAUAUAAAAGUUUAAUAAGAAAUAGACAACGUUUAAAGUAAAAGUGCAAUAAAGAGAUUUUUUGAAGCAAUUAAAAAUAAAAUAUGAGUGACUCGGAUGAGGAUGCUCGUGAACAGGUGCGUCUGAUAAAACAUCGUGAACUGAGACAGGCGGUAUCCACUGGAGAUGAGCGUACUGUACGUGUGCUUUUGGAAGCUUUGGGCAGUGAAAGACAAAUAAUUGUCAAUAUGGCACCGGCAGGGGCAAAUACUUUGUUAUUUUUAGCCUCUCAGUCUGGUUAUGAAAGUAUAACAAAUCGUUUAUUAGAUGCUGGUUCGGAUGGUCGUUCUCAUACCGUAACAAAAUAUUCACCGCUAUACGCUGCGGUACAUAAUGGUCAUUAUAAUAUUGCCAAAACUAUGUUAGAAAAGUUUCCAGACUUGAUACAGCAACCCACAGUUGAAAAAUGGCUUCCUCUUCAUGCUGCCUGCAUCAAUGGUCAUAUAGAAUUACUCGAAUUACUUAUCAAUUUUUCCUAUCCCGAUUACCUCUACUCAACAUAUCGCGAUGAAGAAGGCGUCUGGGAAUGGCGUCUACCCUUCGAUCCUAAUGCUCAAGAUGUUACCGGACAAACUAGCCUCUAUAUAGCCAGUAUUUUAGGCAAUAAAGCUCUAGUCAAUGUUUUAGUCAAAUGGAAAGUAAAAGCUCGCAAAACUUGUGCACAAAGUCCCCAAAGUAAUCCCAUAACACCGACACGCAAACGUAUUUCGUUUGGUAUACAAGCCAUAAUGUCCAAAUUGAAUAUAAGCGGCGAUGGUGAGCAGGCACUUAAAGAAGAGUCUCUAGAAUGUGAUAAAUGUCCGAUAAAUGUAAAUCUAUUGUGUGGUGCGGCGCGGGAGACUCCCUUAUUGGCGGCAGUAAGAGGCAGUUUUCUAGAUGUUGUUACUGUGCUCUUGCAGAAUGGUGCAAAUCCAAAUAUUAUUGCCAAACCAGUAGAGGAUCACAAUGAUCCCAAGUGUAGUGAGGAAAUCUAUGGUCUGAGUAAUGUUCCUAUAGCUGAGGCGUGUAAACAAAGAUCUUUGCCAAUGGUGGAGUUGUUGUUGAAAUAUGGUGCUCGCGAUGAUAAUGGCUCUGCUUUAAGUGUGGCUGUAGCUUCAGAGGAUGAAUCUAUUUUAAAUUGCCUACUUGCCAAACGUGUCCAUCCUGACUCUGAUUAUAAAAUCAAUAAGAAAGGCUUACCCACACCGGUGGAAGUUAAAGUUUUUAUGCCUUCUGCUACAAAUAUUUCCUAUAGUACAAUGUUUCCCAAUACUCCGGUCAUAAUUGAUUGGCACAAUAAUAACAAUGUCCAGUUACCGUUCGUAAGGGUCAAUUGGAUGGUUAAUGGUGUCUUACAAUUAAAUCCGAAACUACAAGGUCAUCCUAAAAUCACCGAAGUAGCUUUGACCGCCAUAACACGUAUUGAUUUUUCUCAUAAUCAUCUUAUUAGCUUGCCUAUCGAGAUUUUCAGUUUGGUUUCUCUAAAAUAUUUAAAUGUAGCACAAAAUAAAAUAACACAAUUACCCACACCAGCCGCUAAUACACCCGGUAGUAGGGCUUCGUAUUCUUUGCCGGUUUUAGAAGAAUUCUAUAUACAAGAUAAUCAAUUGAUAAGCAUACCAGCGGAAAUAUUCCAUUUACCUGCCUUAGCUAUAUUGGAUAUUUCGAAUAAUAAACUACAAGAGAUGCCCUUUGAUAUGUGGAAAGCCCCUAAGUUGAGAGAAUUAAAUAUUGCCUUUAAUCUGCUAAAAGACUUGCCGGUGCCACCCAUGCAAACCUCUUCUUCACAAUUGAGUUUGGAUAAAUUAGACUUGGAGCCGUUUUCCAAUUUCGAUGUCUAUGGCAAUGAUAAUAAAAGUAAAACUCGCAUACUCACCCUACAGCCAUUGGUGCAUCGUAAUAUCUGGUUUUCUAGUUUAGAGAUCACCGACAACGAUAUGAAAUGGAAUGAAUCGAAAAAGGAAGAGGGUGUUUCACAGCUUAAUAGUUUAAAUAUUGCAAAUAAUUUAUUUACCAGCAUACCGGCCGCAUUACCCUGCUUGGCUGUUAAUUUGACACGUUUAAAUAUGUCCUACAAUAGUUUGCGUUCCAUGGGUCAUGUUACCAGUUAUCCAGCUACACUCAAACAAUUGGAUUUAAGUCACAACGAAAUAUCUUGUUGGCCCAGUUUGCCGCGUAUAACCGAAUCAGAUCCUCAUCUUUUGUGCUAUAGUUUUGUGGCUCAAAAUCAAGGUGGUGAAAAUGAUGAAAUACCCUCUUUUGCCAAACAUAAUCCCAACAAUCCCAAGUCAUCCUCAUUUAGAAGCACGGUGUUGAAAAGUGUUUGUCGCCAUAGGAGACACUUGAGAUUGGAAUCGUUGAGAACUUUAAUUUUGGCUGACAACCUGCUGACACGCAUACAAUUGUCCACGGAUGAUGUGACAACACUUUUUAAUGAUUGCGAUGACUCAGAUUGGAGUGUAGUGGGCCUAACUAAAUCCAAACUAAUAUUUCCCAAUCUCUCCAUGUUGGACAUUAGCAAUAAUUGUCUCAAAGAGAUACCCACUUCUCUGCAUGAGCUCACCAGUCUUAGUGUUUUGAAUAUAAGUGGCAAUGUCAAUGUAAUGGAUUUACCACCACACUUGGGUUUACUAACACGUCUUUGGAAUCUUAAUACGCGUGGCUGUCUUUUACAGGAUCCUCUCAAGUCCAUGAUUGAAAGUAAAAAGUAUAAGACCAUGGAUAUUAUCGGUUAUUUGAAAUCGAUUUAUGAAGAUGCUCAGCCCUAUGCACGCAUGAAAUUAAUGGUGGUGGGUGUGCAAGGCAUAGGAAAAACUACACUACUAGAUUUACUACGUCAGGGUGUAGGUUCUCAAAGAUCCAGAGCUUCGGAAAAUCAUUGGGCUAAACGCAUGGGUCAUACCAAGAACUUGUCUAGGUCUCAGCGUGGCGGUAAUAUUUCUACAGUAGGUGUUGAUAUUGGCACUUGGAUUUGUGAGAAGAGAAAAAAGGCUCCUGGUUCUCAUGGUCCGGUAAUGUUUCGCACCUGGGAUUUUGGUGGACAAAAAGAAUAUUAUGCCACCCAUCAAUAUUUUCUCUCCAAACGUAGUUUGUAUUUAGUUUUGUGGAAAAUCACCGAUGGCCACCAGGGACUAGCGGAGAUUUUACAGUGGUUGGGUAAUAUACAAGCUAGAGCUCCUAAUUCUCCUGUCAUUAUAGUGGGCACACAUUUCGAUGCGGUAGGUGAAACAUUUUCCGCCGAAAAAGCCGAGGAAUUGCAACAAAUCAUUAGGGAAAAAUUCAUAGCCAUACCGGAUGCUGAAAAGAUUGGUCUACCUCGUGUUAUAGACUCUAUAGAAAUAAGUUGUCGAACCAUGCAUAAUAUACGCCUAUUGGCAAAUAUUAUAUACGAUACCGCCUUUAUGCUAAGAUCACCCGGUUCCAAAGAACCUCUACUAUUACAAAAAAUACCCGCCAGUUAUAUAGCCCUGGAAGAUAUUGUCAAUGUUAUUUCCUGUAAUCUAAGAGCCGCUGGUUUAGAUCCUGUUCUCGAUGCUGAAAACUAUAGAAAACUAGUGACUGAAGAAAUGCGUUUGCACAAUUAUAAAAGUUUUCGCGAUUCGUCGGAACUUAAUCAAGCCACUAUGUUUUUACAUGAUAAUGGUGUGAUUUUACACUAUGAUGAUGCCACUUUAAGAGAUUAUUAUUUUCUUGAUCCUCAGUGGUUGUGUGAUAUGUUGGCUCAUGUGGUAACUGUUAGAGAAAUUAAUCCAUUUGCUCGUACCGGCAUCAUGAAAUUGGAUGAUUUAAAUUUACUAUUUCGCAAUACAAAUAGUCAGCAGGGUAUGAAUACUAAUCGUUCCUAUAUAGUAAGUCUUUUGAAUAAAUUUGAAGUGGCUCUGACCUGGGAUUCCAGAACUCUAUUAAUACCCUCGCUGUUGCCGCAAAAUGAAGAUGUAACACCCAAUACUGGAACAGUCGUUAAGAUCUCCCAGCGUACUCGUGGUCGUAAUUUAAAUUUAGGCUGCUCUGUAUCAAAUGAAAUCAAUUUGAAUAGUUUGAUUUAUAAACCAGUGGAUAACAAUAGCAACAGCAUGAAUAUCAGCGAUUCUAAUAUUUUGGAAAUGGGUCUAAGACGUAUUUUACUAAUGACCUAUUUUCCCUCAGGCUUUUGGUCUCGUUUAAUCACCAGACUUUUAGCAGAUGAACAAUUAACUGAAGCUAUAAAAUCCGCUUAUAUACCCUCGAAUGAUCAUUCUCUUGAAUUCGAUUUGCGCACAUCUCUGGAACAUGAUACACAAUGGAAUUUAUGGCAAACUGGUGUAUCGUUGUAUUACGGUCCCAUAUUAGUUUUUAAAAUAUGGGAAGUACCAUUUCCUUUGGCGGCCAAUACCCAACCGUUUCGUAAUACAAACAAUCGCUUUAAACUUAAACUGGAUGGUGUCUGGAGCGAUAUAAAUCUGUGUAACUCUAGUAUAUUGGAAAUUUAUUUUCCCCUUACACACAUUAAUAUAUUGCAAGAAAUCGAUGAUGGCGAGAGACAGCAUUUGGCACGGGUUGAACCCAACAUGCCGGUGAUUGCUAAACUAUUGGCAUUAUCUGUAGAUCAUAUUGAUUUGCUGCUUGAAGAUUGGUAUCCCUCGUUGGGUACACGUUUUGUGCACACAUCCGAGGGAAGAUUUUUAAUAACACGCUUGGUUAUGUGUCCCAAGUGUUUGAAAAAGUUGGCUUUAAAUGGUAAAAAGGCGGAAGGCAAUGAUGGCGGUUCGAAUGGUGAGUCUUCGGACAAUUCAGCGGCCAUGGGUGCUGUUGGCUAUACAAAUAAAUAUCGUGCUAGACGUCCUUUAUAUUUGCAAAAUGAUAAUAACGAGGAUGGUGCUCUUAAUGUAUUUUCUGCCUAUUUAAAUGCUACCGCUAAAAGGGAAAGAAGAUCGGAAGAUUCUCUUUGUUCUGAUGCAGACUCUGGUGUAGGACCAGAUUCUGCCGGCUCUUCCCGCAACACCUCUGUGGAUAGUCAUCCUUUAUACAAUCUACCCGAUAUAUCAAAUGUCUGUUAUACCUGGAUGAUAGAAGAAUGUAUAUUGUCGGUUUAUAAUCAAACUAAAAUCUCUUGUCCCGUACAUUUGGAAAUGCACAUGUUAAAUUUAGCACCCGAUGUUGUAUUCGCCGAUAUACCAGACAAGUAUACCAUUAAUUCGGAAAGCAUUAUUAAGGGUUCCCUCUUGGGACGAGGAGCAUUUGGUUUUGUUUUUAAAGCUACUUGUAAAAUUAAAAAUUCUCGUUCUUUUAGAGCGGUAGCCAUGAAAAUGCUGCAACCUGUGCCACCUGGUCCUAGAGCCAAAGAGAGUGCAUUAAUGGCUUAUAAAGUGGCUUUGGGGAAAUGGGAUCGUGAUCCUUUACAGCAUGCUUGCAAAGCUUAUUGUACUGCCCGACAAGAGUUGGCUGUACUGUUAACUCUUAAACAUCCAAAUAUAGUGCCGCUGGUGGGUAUUUGCAUAAAACCUUUGGCUUUGGUCUUGGAAUUAGCUCCUAUGGGUGGUUUGGAUUCUAUCUUAAGACAACAUCGGCGCAGUGGUGCUCACAUAGGACCUCAUACAUUCCAAAUAUUGGUUUUGCAAGCAGCUCGUGCUAUUGAAUAUUUACAUCGUCGUCGCAUUAUUUACCGGGACUUGAAAUCGGAAAAUGUUUUAGUUUGGGAUUUUCCCCAGCCACACGCCGAGGACAGUCCUCGUAAUAGUGUUCAUAUUAAAAUUGCUGACUAUGGUAUAAGUCGUCAAACGGCUCCCAGUGGCUCUAAAGGAUUUGGUGGCACAGAAGGUUUUAUGGCUCCCGAAAUUAUACGUUAUAAUGGUGAAGAGGAAUACACAGAAAAGGUUGAUUGCUUUUCAUUUGGCAUGUUUAUCUAUGAGAAUAUUAGUUUACGUCAACCUUUUGAAGGUCAUGAAUCUAUUAAGGAAUGUAUUUUGGAGGGUAGUAGACCAGCUUUGACACAAAGAGAAACACAAUUUCCUACAUAUUGUUUAGAUCUAAUGGUUUUGUGUUGGGACGAACUGCCUAAAAAGCGACCAACUGCCAGCCAAAUUGUAUCCAUACUUACUGCUCCGGAAUGUAUACAUCUUUUGGAUGUUAUAGCUUUGCCGUUCAAUGAUAAAGUUGUGUGUGGAGCUUUUAGCUAUAGUCACACAAAUAAUAUUGAAGAUGAUACGACCGGCCUUGAAUUAUGGUUACCCGCUUACAACUCACACAUAGAUAUCUUAGAUACAACGCUACAAGGUCAAUUUCUACAAUCGAGUAGUAUCAAAUGCACAAAUAAAUUUUCACCCCAAGAUCAAAAAUCUCCUCGUGUCGAAGAGGUCAAUCAUAAAUCUUCCUCAUCGUCACCCAUAAAUACUCCUUCCACUCUACAAGCCGGCUCAACGGGUUCAUCUUCGCGUACCCCCUCCGCUACACGUUUGCCAAAAAUUAAUAUGCUCUGCUGUUGCAUUAUUGAACAAUGCAUAUGGAUGGGUGAUGCUUCCGGUACUCUACACUCCUAUAGUCUGGCCGAUUAUAGUCAUAUAUUUUCAUAUAUAUUGGAUCCAGCCAUUAAAUCACCGCUAAUAACACUAGUAUAUUUGCGCGAUAUACAACGUGUUGCUGUGGGUCUACACAAUGGUCGAGUGUUUUUGGUAGAUUCAUCGAAGGUGCCCUCUAACUGUGCAUUUGCAGAGGGUUCGUUUGUUUUGACCGAAAUUUGUUCGGGUUUAAUAUUGCAUUGUUCGUGUGCGGUUAUGAUAGAGGGAACUUAUGAAUUGUGGUGUGGCGAAAUGGCUGGCAAACUGAAUGUUUUUCCUCUUAGUAAAACUGGUGUCUGUGGUCAUCAGGCUUUGUGUCACAGUGAUGAACCGAAUGCUAUAGAAGAUUUAAAGGUGGCCAGGAUGUGCAGUAAUGAAACAUAUGUUUUCACUUGCCUGUAUCCUGGUUUUAUGGUUUAUCAAUGGCAUGCGGUUAAUAAACAAAUUGAAAAUAAAUUAGAUUGUUCCAAACUCUUGCCCUGUUCCGAAUCAUUAAAAAGCAUUGCUAUAGAUGAACAUUUAAGUCUAAUAAAAUGUCAAAUUUCUGCUCUCUGUACACAUGGCAAGGAAUUGUACAUUGGCACCACCUGGGGUUGCCUAAUCAUAGCUGAAGUCAAUACUUUAAGACCAAUUACCGUUUUUCGUCCUUAUGAAAAUGAAAUCAAAACCAUUAUAGCCGUACCAAAUCAAAAUGUACCUCUCAUAGCAACCAUUGGUAGACGUUAUCGUUCGUUAAUAUCCCGUUAUAUGGAUACGGUGGAGUCAUUGACUACAAAACACAUUUCUACACCCACACACGCCUUUGAACAUUUGAAAAAUCAAUAUAAAAAUCAACCACAGGAUGUUGAUAAUCAUAUACAUGUUUUAUUGUGGAAGGCUAAAAAUUGGACAUAAAUUUUGGCUUAUGAGGAAGAAAAAUGGCCAACAAUUUAAAUCAUAAAUUUUAAUAAUAAGAUGUUUUUAAAACACUCAAGCACUACAACUAAUAUUAUGCACCAAUCUCUCUUUCCUACAUUCUAAUAACUUCGUGUAACUCAUUGAUACUCAUUUACAUGUAAACAAACUCUCUUAUUUUUCUAUUUUAUUUUAAACAAUUUCUUUAAGUAUUUUGUAAACUAAGACUGGCUUUAUAACUGGGGACAAGAGUUCCUGUUUCUUAUUUUCAAAAUUUUUAUUUUCAAUCCUUUUAUUGAGGGCAAUUAUCAUGGAUGGAAUAUUCAGUACUAUCGUAUGUUUUCAGUACUUUAUGACAUUUAGUAGUACUAAAAAACGCUAACAACAUAUUACAAGUAGACUUUUUUUUUCCCUAUCAAGAACUUUUGAAAUAAUUCUGAUAAUUAUCAAUAUAAUAAUGACCUGUAGACUAGACUAUAGAAUGGUCAAUUGAUUAGUCCAUAGACUAGUUUGCGUACUAGAUAAUAGAUUAGUCCAUAGACUAGUUUAUAUAAUAGUCGAUGCACUGGUCCAUAGACUAGUUCAUAGAUUAGUCCAUAUGCUAAUCAAUAGAAUAGAUCAUGAGCCAGUCUAUAGACUAGUUCAUAAACUAGUUCUGAGAUUUGUCCAUAGACAAGUCAAUAGGUAGUUUUAUUCACAACUCAAUAUAAUAGACCAUAGAUAGGCUAAUCAAUAGAAUAGACUUUAAACUAGUUCGUAGACUAGUUCAUAGUCUAGUUUAUAGAUUAGUGUAUAGGCUGUUCUCAAUAGACUAGGCCAUUGAAUUGUCCAUAGAAUAGUCCACAGACUAGGCUUUUUCCCCUUAAAAGAAAACGUCACAAUACAAAAAUUUGCGUUUUUAUAUGAAUUGCUUUCUAUACAAAAGUGAUUCAAAAUGUUUUUAAUCAUUAACAAACCAUUAAAUUAUUGUAUUUGACAAUUUACAGUUUGUAACUGUUUUGAUUUUAUAUAAUUUUAUAAAGGACAAAUUUAAGAAUUUCUGGAAUUUUAAACUUUUCUUUAUUUGGAAAGAUUUUUUUUAACGAUUAGAUUUUCAAAAAAUUAACUUUCGAAUAAUAUCAUAAGAGUAACUUUCCUAGUAUUCUAUUUAAUGAUAUUUAUAUUUAAUAUAUGUUUUUUUUUUUAAUUAAUUCAUUAAUAUUUUAGCAGUAUUAUUUAUUAAUUUCUUUUACAUUAAGUAUUUUUUUUUUUUUUAUUUAAUACAAUUUAUUAUUUAUAUAAUUAUAUAAUUAUUUAACUUAUACAUAUAUGUAAUAAUGAUUUCUCAAAUUGUAUUUUGUUAACAUUCCAUUCUAUGUAUUUUAAAUAAUAUUAAUAAUAAAAAAACAAACAAAACAAACUUUUAACUUUUUAAAAGCUUAUUUUGUAAAAUUC